Molecule: messenger RNA, 3152 nt
Organism: Rhinolophus ferrumequinum (greater horseshoe bat)
Lineage: Eukaryota; Metazoa; Chordata; Mammalia; Chiroptera; Rhinolophidae
Gene: GTSE1
Product: G2 and S-phase expressed 1
Exons: 12
Coding region: 622-2814 (730 amino acids)
Cellular component (GO): cytoplasmic microtubule; microtubule cytoskeleton
Molecular function (GO): microtubule binding
Source: RefSeq, a predicted model, not a curated record
CGUGCUCAGGCCCUCAUCACUGCCCGCCCCCCGCCCCCUUCUGCCGUCAGACAGCUUCUCCAGGUCCAGGGGCAAAAUCCAGCGUGUCUGGUCACCGAGACCCACCUGCGUGCUCCUCAGAGCAGGGACCCGGUCUUCUUACUGUGUUAGGGACUGACACGUACUGCUUUACAAAGCAGGUAGAUGCACCUAUUUCGUUUGGUGUUCACAUCAACACCCUGUGGCAGGAAUUUAAUUCUCUCCGUUUACACACGAAGAGCUGGGGUCAGAAUCAUGCCCCUUGCCACACGCAGCCGUCCAGGUGCUAACCUUGAAGGUACACAGCGCGUGCUCUAAGGAACCACCAUCCGGCGCCGCGAGCCCACAGCAGGCAAGGAGCGCACUUCGGGCAUGCGCAGCCCACCCGCGCGUGGAGGCCGUGCAACGCGCGCCACGGUCUGUCUCCCGAGCGCUCCGACUACAAGCCCCAGGAUGCACCGCACACGGCGACCUUGCAGAGCCCUUUUCAAACCGGCCAAUCGCAGCCCGCGCCGCGCCCGCCGCGCCCCGUUUAAAUUUGGGGCAGAAGCUCGCAGGCUGGGCCGUGGUAACCGCUAGGGUGACUUCCUGAUAGCUCCCGGCAUGGAAGGAGGAGACGGCAGCGACGGCAGCCAGGCAGGAGAAGCAGAGACGAAUGUCCCCAAGAAGGAGGACGUUGUUCUUUUGGCCGAAGAAAAAUUUGACUUCGAUCUUUCAUUGUCUUCUUUAAGUGCAAAUGAAGAUGAUGAAGUCUUUUUUGGACCUGUUGGGCAUAAAGAAAGAUGCGUUGCUACCAGCUUAGAAUUAAAUAAUCAGAUUCCUGCAGAACCUCUUUUGCCAGCCUCAGAAUGUCACUUCCGUUGGAGCCCUCUCACUGGGGAGAAGUUUGUGGAAGUUUAUAAAGAAGCUCACUUGCUGGCCUUACAGAUACAAAGCAACAGCAGAAACAAGGAGGCCCAAGCUGCCGGGCCUGAAGGAGCUCGGAGCCCGGGCGUGGAGAGAUUCAUACAGGAUUCAAAAUUAAAAAUGAACCUGUUUGACAAAGAGAAUGAAAUGAAGAAAAGCCCCAGGUCACUUAAAAGGGAGACAUUCUGCCUGUCGGACAGCCCUUUGGGACCGCCGCCCUCGGAAAUCCAGCUCCCCUUGGGCAUGGGCCUGCAGGGGGCUCCUGCCCUGCCCAGCCACCCCCAGACGCAGAGGCCUCCGCUCUCUUCUUCGUCUUUGCCGGGGGAACCCAGUUCUGCUCACCUUUCAGGCCAGUCGGUGACUCAGAAAAAGGUCAUCAGCAAGUUGCUGCCGCCGCGAGCUUCGUCGGUUGGAGGGAAAAGCAUGCGCUUGGCGGUGGACAAGCCUACGAAAGAGAAACCAGCUAGUCCUUCCAGGGUGAAAAUCCUAAAUGAAAAGGAAUUCCACAGGGAAAUGGCCCCUGACAAGCCCAGCGCUGCCCGGGAUGUCACCAGCUUGCCAGCCAGUGGCAGCCACUUGGUCCAAGGCAAGAGAUCGCUCCCUGUUCCAAACAAGUUGGGGCUGAAGAAAACCCUGCUAAAACCACCUGGUUGUGCUGGCAGUCUUACAAGGAAGUCCUCUUCCUGGGGGUCUGUUUCCGGCGUGACCUCCGGUGUGUCCGCUUCUCCGGCAGCCGCAGGCAGAGCUAAAUCAGGUGAACGUCCGAGCUUUCCUGCAGAUGGUUCCCGGCCUCUGUCGAACACCAGCCAGUCGGGCAGAACGGGACCGGCCAUGCUGCGGCCGGCUUCACACCCCGGCCCUGCGGCUGUGUGCAGGCAGAACCAGAGGGCGGUGCCUGCUGAGCUGACCACGGAGCGAGCCACAGCGCCCAGCACCUCGGCUCUGCCCCAACCCCAGACUCCAGACCAGGGAGGCCUGAGGCUGAACCCUCACCUGAAUACAACUGGGAGUUCAAGAAGGCGAGAUUCUUCUCUGAAUUCCAAGACAAAGGUUAUGCCCACCCCUACAACUCAAUUUAAAAUUCCUAGGUUUGCUACUGGUGAACCCCCAGGCAGCUCGACACCCAGGUUCUCUCGGGCACAGAGGCUGCAGUCCUGCACGUCGGUGGAGAGGGCGGCCGUCCACAACACUCCUGCUCGCCGCUCCUCAGGGCCGGCCUCACAGGGCCUUUUCGGUGCUGCCAGGAUGUCGGCCUUGCCCACACCUGCUGGCCGUCGGCUCUCUGGUCUUCCUCUGAUGACCCCUAAAACCCUGCCCAGGCCUCUGGCUUCUCCCCUGUGCGUGUCUGCUCGGCAACUGUCUUCUGAGCCCCGGAAAAAAUCUACAGUGAGAACUGCGCCUGUGACCGGGAGCAACAGCAAGGCCGCUUCUAGAUGUUCGGACUUGUCAGAUGGGGAUUUUUCUCCUCCAUCUGCUGUGCCGCAGGCUCUCAACUUUUCUCCAGAAAAGAGUGAUUUUACUGUUUCACAAAGUAUCGCCACAGAAGUAACACUUGACGAAGCACAGCCCCCUGAAGAUACAUCCCCCAGCGAGGCUAUUCUUGUGGAUAUCACACUGGACCAGCUUACCGUUACCCCGAAAGCUGGAAGCGUACCUGUCGUAGACCCGCCUCUCAUUGACCUUGGCAGUACUCCAGAAGCAAACCUGGCCUGGGGAGCUCGCGGGAGGCCUCUGAUAGACCUCCUGAUCAACACUCCCGACACGGACAGAAACUCUGCAUCUAAGCCUCUGCACGAGGUGGGACAGCUGAUAGACUUGUGUUCUCCACUGAUCCAGCUGAGUCCGGAGGCCGACAAAGAAAACGUGGAUUCACCACUUCUCAGAUUCUGAAUAGAAUGAAAUUUUUCCAUUUUACUCUUUGUGGUAAGAACAGUCAGUCCUAAAGUAGUUUCAACUCUUAGAAAUAAACUUUAGGAGAAAUUGUAUUGGGGGAAAAACGUGUUUUAAACCUAAAUGAAAUUGCUGUACCCGGAGGGGUCUGUGGGGUUGGGGCGUGUUUGUGCCCACCUGUCCUCACUGCCCCACACUGCACUGGCGUACGAAGCCCAAGUCCUCCAACUGAAGACUUGAUUUUGAUGUUUUUGUGUGUAAAAUAGCAAGUGACUAUUUUAAAAACUGAGUUUGUAUGAAAAGUGUUCUAGAUUUAUGUUGAAUUAAAAUAAGUGAAA